GGUGAUCGAGAGGGUAGUCUGUAUGUCAAUCUAACUAACUUAAUCAAUUUAAAUUCAUUGGAUCUCCAGUAGACGACAAGGAUUGGUCAAGUGUACCUCUAGAAUUGCAGCAUCAAUCCAGUUAGCCUCUCGCUGGUUGGCUGAAGACGUCUUCGCACUCGGCCGGUAGAUGGCGGAGUCUUCUAGGAUUACCAAGGUUUCGGUUGCGCAGUGGAGAAAACUUCCUGCUCUCAAGCUUCCCAUGUCAACCGGACGCUGGAGUAAUAUAGAAGAAGAGUCUCCGAUCAGCGAUAUCACGGUUACAGUGACGUCACGAAACAGUGAAGUAAGGAGCUAAUUUAUGUUAAAGUUCAGAUAUUCAAAAUUUCAUAUUGGGUCGAUUUCGCUCCGACAUUAACAGGAAUAUGAAGGAGUGUUUAACUUUAUUCUAAAACUAAGAAAAAGGGAAUAAUUAUAUAAAAUAAUAUACAUGUAUAGUGGUGAAUUAUCUACUGAAAAUGGCAACAUCGUUACGUAAAGGCCAGAUCGUCGUCCGCGCACAAGGGCAGACAACUUGUGUAUAUCACAAGGGGAACACACUAGACUGGUUUUGUGAAACUUGUAGUGAUCUCAUAUGCGCGACAUGCGUGUCUUCUACACACAAGGGGCAUGACAUAAUCCAGCUUAGUCUACUUACACCCGACAACAAACGAAAGAUAAGAAACUUCAUAGAAAAAGCCGAGAAAAAUGAACUCAAUCAGAUUCCUAAGGAAAUUGCUUCUUCAGCAGACAAAUUGCAGAAAAAUUUGGUUCAUUUUGAGAAAUUGGCAGAAGUAGUGAAAGCUCAAGGAGAAAAACUUAAAGAAGAAAUUAAUGUUUUGAUGAAUCAAACUAUUUCGCAUUUGAAACAGUUACAAGAAGAACAUUCUAAAGUUUUACAGAACUACAAGUCACAAAUGGAAGAAAAGCUGAAAGAACUGCAAGAGCGACUGAAAAAGUGUAAGGAAGCUCUUCAGAUUGGAACAGAUCUGCAAGUGUGUGAUACCAUCACCAGGAUCCCUCCUCAAAUCACAUUACCCACACUUCAAGAUCUUGGCACUGCAAGUUUCAAUCCAAAUCAGAAUCCCGAAGAGAUCUUGAAGCAAGCCUUCGGAUCAGGGUCCAUCAUCUCGUGUGAUCAGAUACAACGUCACUUCCGCCAAGGUCAUGCGCAGGGACAUGAUGAUGGUGUAGUUUCUGCCAGAUCAUCAGCUCGACCCGAUUCUUUGCCUACCGAGAAUGAGCCAAGACAGAAAGUGAAAGCGCCACCCAGUAUACCAGUAUCAUCAAAGUGUGAAUUUCUACCGGAAACGAAGGUCCUGUAUGAGUGGGAGUCGCCGUGUCGCAUCACGUCCAUUUGUCCGACCGUCAUAGACAGAGCUUGGACGUGCAACUUUGUCAGUGACACUGUCACGCAUAUGACCCGCGAAGGAGUGGUUCUUCAGGAAAUACAAAGCCAUACAAAGGUGACAGAUAUCUGUCAUACCAUACACAGCGUUUGGGCAUGCUCAAACAAAGACAACAGCGUCAUGGAACUGGUGUCGGGAACAAUGAUCACCAGGUUCAAGACGGACACUCCGCCAAAAUGCAUAUAUGUUACUAAAAAUGGUAAUGUUUUAGUGGGCAUGAAAAAUAAAAUCACCGAGUUCACACAGGCAGGAAAGCCGAUGGUCACCAGCAAAUCACCACCUGGGAUACAAUUGGUAUGUUCCCCGCGGAAAAUCUCGCAGUGCCCGGUCAGUGCGAAUAUUGUUGUGAUCGACAGAGAUUUGACGGUAGAGGGCGGUAGUGGUAGACCCCAUGUCUUAAUGAUGGACAGAAAUCUACAAAACUUAUCCCGAUUGGAAUUCAAAGGUCGAAAUGACCCCUAUGACGUCACAUAUGACGCUUUCGGUAACCUUAUCGUCGCUGACAUUGACAAUUGCUGCCUUCAUUUGCUGAGUGGCGCUGGACAAUACCUCCGAGUUCUCCAUACAGACACUGACAGGGCGCUGGCCGUGGGCGUGGACAGAGGCGGAAUUCUCUGGGCGGUGUUCAGGGCUAAAUUCAUCAAACGAAUACAGUACAUCAGGAAAUAGACUAACGAGAGUGUUUUGACACAUCAAGUAAUCAAGUGUAUCGCAUAUUAUUGCUGGACACAACGGACAUAACUCAUGUUUUCCAGUUGUUCUCAAACAAAAUAAAAAGGAAG
This is a messenger RNA of Mizuhopecten yessoensis (Yesso scallop), 2209 nucleotides long. RefSeq lists its product as uncharacterized. The coding region runs from base 498 to 2096 and encodes 532 amino acids. The record is from RefSeq and is a predicted model, not a curated record. NCBI's taxonomy places the organism in Eukaryota, Metazoa, Mollusca, Bivalvia, Pectinida, Pectinidae. Gene Ontology annotation, molecular function: zinc ion binding. The transcript is spliced from 2 exons.